AUGCGCCUCAUUCACCUCGUUCUCGCCGCUACCACUCUGGCCGCCAUCUCAGAGCCCAAUGGCGAGCCCCAUAUCGACGACAACUCCAUGAUCGACCCCCUCAGCAGUGGCGCGAGCGCGAGUGGCGGCAGCGUCUCCGGCUCUACCGGGUCUUCUGGCUCAUCGGGGUCCAAAGGUUCCACCUCCAACAGCGGCGCUGCGUCAGGUGGUGGCGUGAUUCCGGGCGGCGGUACGAAGAACGGCGGCUCCUCGUCAUCGGGAGGCUCGGGAGGUUCGCGCGCCGGCAGCGGCGUGGCUUCGGGAGGUGCCGAGGGCGGCGGGGACAAGGGUGGCGAUGCGGAUGACGGCGACGGCGGCGGCAGUGGCAGCGGCAGCGGUUCGAAUGGUAGAGCCCCAAGCAGCGGUGGCGGAAACGUUGGCAACCCCGCGACCACCAGCCAGGUUGUAGCGUCAGCCCCGGCUUGGCGACCGGCGAAUCAGGCGACUUCAAAGAUGCCCCUUGAUGCUGCUACCGGCUCAGCCGCCUUGCUCGCCAGUGCGAUCAUCGCUCUCCUUUAA
Trichosporon asahii var. asahii CBS 2479 is the source of this 558-nucleotide messenger RNA. RefSeq lists its product as uncharacterized. The record is from RefSeq and is a predicted model, not a curated record. The transcript has a single exon. Bases 1 to 558 code for a protein of 185 amino acids. Lineage: Eukaryota; Fungi; Basidiomycota; Tremellomycetes; Trichosporonales; Trichosporonaceae.